UUAUAUACAAAGUUCAGGGAGGUUAGUGCAAAAUCUUUAAACCAUUCUCCCUCAAAACACAAAAACCCUUGUAGCUUCUUCAUGUAAAAUCCAUUUUCAUCUACAAAAAUUCACAAGAAAACCUAACAAUUUCCCUUUUGUGUAUAUGAAAGAUUCAAACUUUCUCUAAAACCCAUUUCCAAAAAUGAAUUUCCUAACAAAAUCACUAACAAACAGGGCCUUAAAACCCCAAAAAUGCCACCUUUUACUCCAAACCCUCACUUCAAGAUUUGCCUCAACAAAAUCAAGAAAACCCAAAAUCCCAAAACCCAUUGAACCCUCUUUGUCUUACCCUCUUACCAAUCCAAAAAUUGAACUUUAUGAAGCAGAAAAUGGAGAAAAUGUAGAAAAAGUAGGGAAAGUGUCUACUUGGCCAAGGCCAAGUGAGAUACCAUACCAAGCAAAAGUAGGUAACUGUGUUAAUCUUGUUGGUUUUGUGCAAUGUCCAGUGCAAUUUGAAACUUCAGUUGAUUGGAAAUAUUGUGCUAGUACUGUUAUUGCUCAUGAGUGUAGUAGUAGUGAUGGUGAUGAUAAUAAGUCUGUUUUGAUGGUACCUGUUGUGUUUAGUGGUGAUUUAUCUCAUGUUGUUGCUUGUCAUGUUAAGGAAAAUGAUUGUGUUUAUGUGUCUGGGAAGUUGAGUGUUGAUCCAUUGCCUGUUGGAUUUAUGGAUGAGAGUUUUCAAUCUUGUUUUCAUAUUGUUGCUGAAAAUGUUAACUUUGUGGAAGGUUUGAAAAGGAGAGUUUGCGUAAAGGGUAGUGUGAAGUCGGUUUAUCCGAAAGGGAAGAACUUUGUGUUGGAUGAGAAUGAGAGGCAAAAUGAUGGUGAAGUUAAUUUGGGUGAGGGGAAGUCGGAGGACGGGGGUGUUAUGGGAGGUGAUGAUUGGAGGGAUCUUGUUAAGAAUCCGAAACAAUGGUGGGAUUGUCGUAAGGCGAAGGUAGAUGGAGUUGUGAAAGCAAGGCAUCCUGAUUUCAAGAAGAAGGGUAGUAGUGUUUCUCUAUGGCUUGAGAAUGCUCCAAGUUGGGUUCUUGAGGGAAUUGAAGGACUUGGAUUCGAUGUUUAUGCUCCUAAAUCGAAAGGGGUUGGGAAGGAGGUGGAUUCUUGGAAAGAUUUGCUGGAGAAUCCCGAUAACUGGUGGGACAACAGAGCUAGAAAGAUGAAUCAGAAAGCACCUGAUUUUAAGCACAAGAAUACUGGUAUAGGGCUUUGGGUCGAUAGCUCGCCAGAUUGGGUGUUUUCUCAGUUGCCACCAUUGCGGGAACAAGGCGCUGCUUCUUCAGACAAGUAGGGACACUCAAGUAGGAGUUAAACGGAGGUUAAGUGAUAUAAGAUGAACCAGAGCUAUUCCCAACUCCAUUUUAGGAAGAUUUUCGAUAUACUUUUGAUGUUUAGUAAACUUUGUCCAGUGUAGUCAAGUUCCGGCUUCCUGAAGUUUGAGAAGUAUUACGGUGGAGGGAAGCACAUUAUCGUUAUCUUUAUGAAGCACUUAUUUUCCCCUAUAAUGGUACAUCUUAUAGCACUUUCUUAUGAUAGUUUUGUUUGCUGAUGCAUCUUUUUGUUGUGAUUUUGGUGAAUAUGAAGAUCUUGAUUGUAGUACUUUUGGAUAUAGCAGUGCUGUUUGCUCA
Molecule: messenger RNA, 1661 nt
Organism: Capsicum annuum
Lineage: Eukaryota; Viridiplantae; Streptophyta; Magnoliopsida; Solanales; Solanaceae
Product: protein OSB2, chloroplastic
Exons: 1
Coding region: 185-1324 (379 amino acids)
Biological process (GO): mitochondrial DNA replication; positive regulation of helicase activity
Cellular component (GO): mitochondrial nucleoid
Molecular function (GO): single-stranded DNA binding
Source: RefSeq, a predicted model, not a curated record